CCCCUAAUUACACACUUACACUUUCCUCUAACCGCCAAUACUCCCAUGGCUUCUUGGGCUGCGUCUCUUCGAAUCUCCCCAAAUCAAAUCGCACAAAAUCAACUAAUUUACAAUAAUUCCUUUUACCAGCUUUAUAAUUUCCAGUUUUCUACUACAAUAAACCACCCAUUACCUAGAUUUAGGCUUCCAAGCUCUCAUCUUGGAGUUGUUAGACUCUCAAAUCAAGCUCAAUCUUUAAUUAAUUUAACAACCCCAAUUAUAAAAGUUCCACUUUUAUCAUGUGAAGAGGCAAUUGAGAGGUUAAGAUUGAGUAGAGAGAGGCAUAAGGGCAAACAGCAAUUCUUGGCUAUGUACUCUAGUAUAUUUGGUGGAAUUACUACAGACACUGCGGCAAUGGUGAUCCCCAUGGAUGAUCACAUGGUACAUAGAGGUCAUGGGAUUUUUGACACCGCGGCUAUAGUGGAAGGUCAUCUCUAUGAAUUGGAUCAACACCUUGAUCGUUGUGUGAGGUCUGCAUCUAUGGCAAAAAUCAGUUUACCGUUUGAUAGGGAAAUCAUGAGAAGCAUACUGAUUCAGACAGUAAGUGCUUCUAAGUGUAGAAAUGGCUCUUUAAGGUAUUGGCUUUCUGCAGGACAUGGUGACUUUCAUCUCUCCCCGUCUGGGUGUGCCGAGCCAACAUUUUACGCCAUUGUGACUCAUAGCUCAGCCUCAUCUGAUCACAAGGGCAUCAAAGUAAUUACAUCUUCCAUUCCAAUAAAGCCUCCUGUGUUUGCUACGAUGAAGAGUGUCAAUUACCUUCCGAAUGCACUAUGCCAGAUGGAAGCUGAAGAAAAUGGUUGCUUUGCAUCUAUAUGGUUGGACUCUGAAGGAUUUGUUGCUGAGGGUCCAAAUAUGAAUGUGGCCUUUGUCACGUUUGAUAAAGAGCUUAUGAUGCCAAGAUUUGAUAAAAUCCUUAGUGGUUGUACGGCCAAGAGAAUACUUACGCUUUCACAGGAGCUGGUUAAGAAGGGUGACAUUCGAGGAGUAAGCACGAGGGAUGUGUCCGUGGAAGAAGGAAAAAAGGCUGAGGAGAUGAUGCUUUUUGGAAGCGGUGUCCUAGUGCGUCCAAUUGUUCAGUGGGAUGACCAGGUCAUUGGUAAUGGAAAUGAAGGUCCUGUUGCUCGAGCACUUCUUGAACUCCUUCUAGAGGACAUGAAAUCAGGCCCAUCAACAGUUCGGACACCUAUUCCUUAUUAGUCACAAGGAGCAUAAUGCAUUGUUUUUUGCUCGAAUAGAUCUCAGCAAGUACCCAUCAGCAUGUAAAUUGUCCUCUGUAUUAUUGAAUAUUCUUCUGAUUGCUUACAAUCAUAUUGUGAUCUCUUCUGUAUAUUAGUAUGGCACUUGUGAUUACGUAAAGUAUUUAACAUUAUUGACAUGAAAAGCUUAAUAAUAAUGUGAAUU
This is a messenger RNA of Chenopodium quinoa (quinoa), 1440 nucleotides long. Its product is annotated as D-amino-acid transaminase, chloroplastic-like. Gene Ontology annotation, molecular function: catalytic activity. The record is from RefSeq and is a predicted model, not a curated record. NCBI's taxonomy places the organism in Eukaryota, Viridiplantae, Streptophyta, Magnoliopsida, Caryophyllales, Amaranthaceae. Gene Ontology annotation, biological process: carboxylic acid metabolic process.